AUGUCCGACGGCGAGCAGCAGGAGGAUGAAUUACUUGCCUUAGCUUCAAUUUACGACGAAAGAAUCUUUAAUCAGUCAUCAGAGGAGAAGGGAGGCCAGUUUAAUGUAUUCCUGGAGUUGCCUAAACCUUUCAAACUGAAAAUACAAUCUAGAUCUCUACCAAAACAUUCUACGAGGAAGGAGAUCGAAGCUUCCAAAAAUACUGCAGACGCAGCGCAAAAUACCAGGAACUACGAGAUAUUAGAGGCAGAGUACCUUCCUCCGAUUGUGUUGAAUUUUAGAUUCCCUGAAGAUUACCCUUCGAGUAGCCCUCCACUGUUUACGUUAUCAUGCAAGUGGUUAACUGUCUUUCAGCUGUCCAAGUUGUGUAAAUGUCUUGAUGACAUUUGGGCUGAAGAUGAUGGAGGAGAAGUAAUCCUUUUCAGAUGGACACAAUUUCUCCUUGAUGAAACUCUGGCAACGUUAAAUGUUGGCAGUCCAUUCCCUUUGCAGUACAAGAGGGCCCAUGCACAGAGCAACAAGAAAAGAAGAGGAGAUCCAAGAGCUUUCCAAGAUGUUGCCUCACACAAUAAAUUGGUUGGUGCUAUUUUAGAGUACAACCAACAAGAAAAGGAAAGAGUUUUUUGCAGCAGCUAUUUUACAUGUAAUGUUUGCUUCAGUGAAAAACCGGGAUCACUUUGCAUGGAAUUCCAUGACUGUGGGCAUGUGUACUGUGUGGAUUGCCUUGCAGGCUACUUUAAGGUACAGAUCGAGGAUGGGGCAGUGAAAGCGCUGAACUGUCCUUCAGAAAAGUGUGAAUCUCAAGCUUUGCCCUCUCAAGUUAAGCAGCUUGUUAGUCCUGAAUUGUUUGCAAAGUAUGACAGAUUUUUGCUACAGUACAGCCUUGAUGGAAUGGCAGAUAUAGUUUACUGUCCUCGGCCCUCAUGUCAGACUGCUGUCAUGCUAGAAAGUGAAUCAUCCAUGGGUGUUUGUCCAUUGUGUUCCUUAGCAUUUUGUGCAUUUUGUAAGCAUACUUACCAUGGGGUUUCUCCUUGCGAAAUUAAGGGUAGUGAUGCAAGGAAGCUAACAGAAGAAUACUCUGCAGCUUCCAGAGAAGACAAAGAAUUGUUAGAAAAACGUUAUGGGAAACGAAAGCUUCAGAGGUUGUUAGAUGAAGUGGUCUCGGAAGAAUGGCUAGAUGCUAAUGCAAAGCAAUGCCCAUGUUGCAAAGCAAGCAUUCAAAAGAUUGAUGGCUGUAACAAAAUGACAUGUCUAAAAUGUCGGACAUACUUCUGUUGGCUGUGCAUGGCAAACCUACCACGCAGUAAUCCAUACCAGCAUUUCAACUCUCCAGGUAGUGGCUGUUUCAACAGGUUGUUUGAGGGUAUUGAUGUGGAUGAGGAUGAGGACGAUGAUGACUGGUGGUUUUGAAUUCACAGAUUAAAAUCACUGUUAUCAGUGAAUCAAUAGCAUUCCAAUUUCUGUUCAAAAAAUUUCAAAGAACACUUAGUUAGAUUUUGUUUAAAAUUUUCAUUGAUUACCUUUGUAGAAGAUGAAUUAAUGGUAAACUAGGAUGUAAGAUUUUUUUCCUUGGUUAGCUGUAGAAUAGAAAAAAUAUUAUCCUAAGUAAGAAAUUGAAUAAAAACUGCAAACAAAUGUAACAAAAAUGGUAGUUCUUCCAGCCAGAUUGUUGCCUGAAUUUUUCUAAGAUACAUGAUGAGUUGCAUGUAACAAAGGCUAUGUAAAAAAUGUUUUGAUUUCAUUAAAAUUUAAUUUUUUCUUUCAA
Molecule: messenger RNA, 1765 nt
Organism: Pocillopora verrucosa
Lineage: Eukaryota; Metazoa; Cnidaria; Anthozoa; Scleractinia; Pocilloporidae
Product: E3 ubiquitin-protein ligase RNF14
Biological process (GO): positive regulation of proteasomal ubiquitin-dependent protein catabolic process; protein polyubiquitination; ubiquitin-dependent protein catabolic process
Cellular component (GO): ubiquitin ligase complex; cytoplasm
Molecular function (GO): ubiquitin protein ligase activity; zinc ion binding; ubiquitin conjugating enzyme binding
Source: RefSeq, a predicted model, not a curated record